Molecule: messenger RNA, 408 nt
Organism: Rangifer tarandus platyrhynchus (Svalbard reindeer)
Lineage: Eukaryota; Metazoa; Chordata; Mammalia; Artiodactyla; Cervidae
Source: the annotation of a GenBank genome assembly
AUGUUAAAAUGUAUUAUUGAUAUUUAUCAUGAUGAAUUAUGGGAUUCUAUUGUUUCUGGCUGCUCAGAUAAAUGCUGUACCAUGAUUUACCACCAAACUUUACUUUUUCUUAAGAAGAAAGUGGCAAUUUGUGGUUUGAAUGAGCAAGAAACAGCUAUUUUCCUACCCAUUAGUUACAUUCUCACAAAUUCCUGUAAUGUACCCAUUUUGUUCUCCAAGCUGGUUCUUACUCCAGUGGGGGUUUCAGUGAAGCAAGUAUGUAUAGGUAAGAUAUAUUUUCUAAUUAAGAAAAAGAGAAAACACUCAUGUUAUUAUAAUACCUUCCUGGCUGAGUUGGAGGAGGGGCAAACUAACCACGCUGUUCAUUGGAGAACCUUGAGACUCUUCUCAGGACCCUUCUAUAGGUGA